AUGGACUCCAAGGCGCGCGCGUACACCCCCUCCGACCGUUCUGCCCGUGGGAACAACGUCGUGGACCACGAUGCUCCGAAUGUUACAGACGAGCCCCGCGGCACGGCUUCGAUGCCCCCGAAGAAGCCGAACGGAGAGCAGUUCAUCAAGGUGCAGCCGUUGAAGCGGAGCGAGAUGCAGCCCUCGUAUGCACAGGACCUUGGAACACGAGAGGUCACCCAUGGUGUCUACGGAUCCAUGUUGCAGGCCCUCGGGUCGUGCCUCGGUCUGUUGGGAGCCGUUCCUUGCUGCCCAUGCCCCAACCCCUUCCGCGAGGUCCAACAAGGAUCCGUCGGUCUUGUGACUCGCUUUGGUCAGUUCUACAAGUCAGUCGACCCUGGUCUCGUCCAGGUCAACGUCUGCACGGAGUCCCUGCGCGUGGUCGACGUCAAGAUCCAGAUUAGUGCCAUUGGCCGCCAGAAGGUCAUCACCCGCGACAACGUCGACGUUGAAAUCGACUCGGUCAUCUACUUCCAGAUCACGAACCCCUACCGCGCCGCAUUCGGCAUCUCAGACCUGCGCCAGGCGCUCAUCGAGCGGGCACAGACCACGCUCCGGCACGUCGUCGGCGCGCGCAUGGUGCAGAGCGUCGUGACCGAGCGCGAGGCGAUGGCGUUCGAGAUCGCGGAGAUCGUCGGCGACGUCGCGGACAAGUGGGGCGUCGCGAUCGAGGGCAUCCUCAUCAAGGACAUCAUCUUCUCCGCCGAGGUCUCCGCCUCGCUCUCGUCCGCCGCGCAGCAGAAGCGCAUUGGGGAGUCGAAGGUCAUCGCUGCGCGCGCGGAGGUCGACGCGGCGCGCCUCAUGCGCCAGGCGGCCGACAUCCUCGCGUCGCCCGCCGCGAUGCAGAUCCGCCAGCUCGAGGCGCUGCAGACGAUGGCGAAGACCGCGAAUAGCAAGGUCGUGUUCGUACCGAUGCAGCUCCAGAGCGACGUUAUCGGCCAGAUAGCACAGCAGCCCGAGGCGUCUGGCUCGGGCAGCAGGGGGCUCCUCGUCAAUGAGAGCGGGGAGGGUAGCAGCUCCGUCGCCCAGGCGGGCUUGCUCAACAGCAUGAGCGAUAUCUGA
This is a messenger RNA of Trametes versicolor FP-101664 SS1, 1101 nucleotides long. RefSeq lists its product as uncharacterized. The coding region runs from base 1 to 1101 and encodes 366 amino acids. The transcript has 6 exons. The record is from RefSeq and is a predicted model, not a curated record. Gene Ontology annotation, cellular component: plasma membrane. Lineage: Eukaryota; Fungi; Basidiomycota; Agaricomycetes; Polyporales; Polyporaceae.